Molecule: messenger RNA, 1732 nt
Organism: Lynx canadensis (Canada lynx)
Lineage: Eukaryota; Metazoa; Chordata; Mammalia; Carnivora; Felidae
Gene: FKBP11
Product: FKBP prolyl isomerase 11
Exons: 6
Coding region: 1109-1711 (200 amino acids)
Biological process (GO): protein peptidyl-prolyl isomerization
Molecular function (GO): peptidyl-prolyl cis-trans isomerase activity
Source: RefSeq, a predicted model, not a curated record
CUCUCCCCAUCCGUACUCUUGCUCUCUCUCUCUCAAACAUUAAAGAAGUAAGACAAGGGACCAAGAAAUGACCCAAGAAUUUGGUGACUUUGAGCUCACUGAUAACUUUUGAGGGAGCAGAAUUCAGAUGCCAAGGCCUGAGUGGGCAGUGAGGGUUUGAAUCAUGAGAAGGGGACUGAUUGCAUUGCCCGAAAUAAUUUAAAACCCCUCUUAAAAACUGAAGUCCCUUGGGGUGCCUGACUGGCUGAUAUUGGAGUUGAGUUCAAGCCCCACAUUGGGCAAGAUAAUAAAAAUAAAAACUGAGGUCUUUGCAUAAACAAAAGGGAGCUGCCCUUUUGACAAACUUGUUGAUGAAGGGAGGAAGGAGAUGUUGGUGUCAGGAAAAGAUCAGGGAUUCACCCUAUCCUUACAGGAAAAUACCUCCUGACUCUGAAAUUAACUUUCCAAAGGACAGGGAGAUGGGACAGCUAGCUACCUGUCUCCUUUUGGAUAUAUGACCUCCAGAAAUUCAAGCUGAAGGGCUGGAAGUGGGAGGGAUGCCAUCUCUAACAACUGCUGGGGGGAUGGGGGGCAGCCAGACACUACCAGGACAGGUGUGAAGAGACCUAUCUUAAGAGUAAAGAGCAGAGAACAAACACGCUGGACUCAGGCAAUAAUGGGUUUGAAUCUUGUCUCUGUCGCCACCUAGCUAGAAGACCUUGGGCAAGUUACUUAACCUGAGCACCCAGCUCCUCGUCUGUAAAAUGGAAACAAUUAUGCCUACCUUUCAGGGUGGUUUUGAGAAUUACAGACAAGUGACUGGCACACAAUAGGUCAUCAUAAGUGGGUGCUAUUCAGUGAUCCAGCCUCUCACUAAGGGACAGAACGGCAAACGGAGGGGUCAAAUUCCGCAACCUCACGAUCUUAGAGGGUAGGGAGGGCUCCCAGCGGCCUCCUCCCUCCAGGAGGUGGGGACAAGGUGGAGGAAGGGCUGCUGGAGGAGGAGCUGGCGCGUUGCUACCCGCCCCGUCCCGUCCAGUCCAGCCUGGGCGCCGAGGGAACCGCUGUCCUAGCCGCCGCCACCCGAACAGCCUGUCCUGGUGCCCCGUGCCCUGCCCCGCGUCCAGUCAUGACCCUGCGCCCCUCACUACUCCCGCUCCGUCUGCUGCUGCUGCUGCUCAGUGGGGCGGUGUGCUGGGCUGAGGCUGGGUUCGAAACCGAAAGUCCCGUCCGGACCCUCCAAGUGGAGACCCUGGUGGAGCCCCCUGAGCCUUGCGCGGAGCCCGCUGCCUUUGGAGACACGCUGCACAUACACUACACGGGCAGCUUGGUAGAUGGACGCAUUAUUGACACUUCCCUGACCAGAGAUCCUCUGGUUAUAGAACUUGGCCAAAAGCAGGUGAUCCCAGGUCUGGAGCAGAGCCUUCUAGACAUGUGUGUGGGAGAGAAGCGAAGGGCAAUCAUUCCUUCUCACUUGGCCUAUGGAAAAAGGGGAUUUCCACCGUCCAUCCCAGCGGAUGCAGUGCUGCAGUUUGAUGUGGAGCUGAUUGCACUGAUCCGAGCCAACUACUGGCAAAAGCUGGUGAAGGGCAUUUUGCCUCUGGUAGGCAUGGCCAUGGUGCCAGCCCUCCUGGGCCUCAUUGGGUAUCACCUAUACAAAAAGGCCACCAGACCUAAAGUCUCCAAAAAGAAGCUCAAGGAAGAGAAACGAAACAAGAGCAAAAAGAAAUAAUAAAUAAUUUUUAAAAAUUUC